CGUGUAUACGCAUAGUAGUACAAAUUGCGAUAGAAUCGCAAUGGCUACUGGCGAGGCUUGAGCUUUUUAUGUUAUGAGCUUGUAAACUGCGUUCAGCCAUUAAACCCUCUCUGGGUGUUAAUUUGUUGAAGAUGCCCUCAGCACGGUUCUCUACCAAUCCUUCAUAUUUCCCCAGUUACAGCAAUGCCACCACUCGACGGCCUACAACAGCCCAAUCAAGCUCUGGAUACCCCCGGACAGUGAGACCAACAACAGCAGGAACCAGUGUUGCGUCUCAGGAGAUUAUCUGUGCCAUUAGUGAAUCCCGUGGAAUAUCCCCGAGUGUUGGCCUGGCAUUUGUGAACGUCUCCACUGCAGAGGCCGUCUUUUGCCAAAUAUGUGACAGCCAAACCUAUGCCCGGACCAUUCAUAAACUGGCCGUGUUUGAUCCAACGGAAGUCCUCUUCAUGAAAACUGCUAAAGAACCGCGGUCAAAGCUUUACUCCAUUGUGGAGGAGAACCUACCUCAUUUAACCGUUAGUUCCGUUGAUAGACGAAUGUGGGCUGAAAGAACUGGCCAUGAGUAUGUCGAGCAGCUUGCCUUUAGAGAAGAUCUUGAGUCUAUCAAGAUGUCUCUCGAAGGCAACUAUUUCGCGACAUGCUGCCUUGCUGCGGCGCUCACCUAUAUUGAGACGGAGCUCUCCAAGACAUUUUCUCACCAUUCUCUCCGUAUCAAAUAUGAGCCGUCUGAAGGAUCCAUGUUAAUUGAUCUAUCUACAAUCAUUUCCCUAGAAUUGAUCCAAAAUCUUCAGAAUUCCAAGUCUCGGGAUUGCCUUUUCGGAGUGCUCAAUGAGACUCUGACCCCAAUGGGCUCUAGGCUCCUUCGCAGUAACGUUCUGCAACCAUCGACAGAACAGGCCAAGCUUUCAGCUAGAUAUGAAGCUGUCGAGGAACUGAGCACAAAGGAGGAAAUGUUUUACUCUGUUCGGCAGGCUCUCAAGUCAUUCGUUGAUUCAGACAAAGUCCUCACCUCUCUCAUUGUUGUACCGACAAAAGUGACCUUUCAGCAUGCCGAACAAUCAAUCAAUAACGUCAUCAUGCUCAAAACCUAUGUUAACGCGAUUAAGCCUAUAUACCAAGCUUUAUCAGGUGCACAAAGCACGCUUUUGUUAGCAAUCCGCAAUCUGUGUGCACCCCAAGAGUACGACACGAUCGUAGACAUGAUCAACGCCACGCUGAACGAAGAUGUUACUUAUCAAUCGCGGCCGUUAGACCUACGAAACCAGCGCACAUAUGCAGUGAAAGCUGGAAUUAACAGCCUUCUCGACGUUGCAAGACAGACAUACAAGGAGGCAAAUGACGACGUAGUUGCGUUGGCGGCGCAGCUAGGAGAUGAAUACGACCUGGCUUUUGACCUGAGGUUCGAAACCGGUCGACACUAUUAUUUCCGAUUAUUAGUAUCGGCUCUGGACAACACCCCACUACCCGACAUUUUCAUCAAUAUAUUCAAGAAGAAAACAUAUAUCGAGUUCCAAACCCUGGAUCUUGUUAAGUUAAAUAGAAAAAUCACUGAUGCUCAUAACGAGGUGAUUAAUAUGAGCGAUCGAAGCAUUCAAGAAUUGAUAGAAGAUAUUCGGUCGCACAUAGCUGGGCUCUUCCGUGUAAGCGAAAGCAUCGCCUUGUUGGACAUGCUUGCAGACUUCGCACAUCUUGUAACCAUGCAAAACUAUGUGCGGCCAGAACUCACGGAUACCUUAGCAAUCAAAGCUGGCAGGCACCCGAUUCGAGAAAAGAUUCAUACGGACAAGUACGUGCCGAAUGAUGCAUACGCCACUCAGCAAUCGCGGUUUCAAAUUGUCACGGGAUGCAACAUGAGCGGCAAAAGCACGUACAUCAGAUCCCUCGCCUUGAUGACUGUAAUGGCGCAGAUCGGCUGCUUUGUUCCUGCGCAAUAUGCGUCGUUCCCAAUAGUCCAUCAGUUAUUCGCACGAGUGUCGACAGACGACAAUGUCGAGGCCAACGUUUCUACCUUUUCUGCCGAGAUGCGUGAAAUGUCUUUUAUUCUUCGCAAUAUAGAACCAAAGAGCAUGGUAAUUAUCGACGAGCUCGGUCGCGGUACCAGCACCACUGACGGUCUCGCCAUUGCUAUCGCAAUCGCUGAAGCGCUUAUCGAAAGUCACGCACUGGUCUGGUUCACGACCCAUUUCCAUGACCUGGCCAAGAUUAUGGCAGAGAGGAACGGCGUUGUCAAUCUACACCUUGCCGUCGACAUGUCACCCUCUACUUCGAAAAUGACAAUGCUCUAUAAAAUUGCGGACGGAUUCGUCAAGGACAAACACUAUGGUCUCUUCCUCGCCAGACUUCUCCCGUUCCCGCAACCCAUGCUGCGUAAGGCUCAAGAAGUUUCGGAAGCACUGAGUUUGAAGAUCGAGAAUCAACGGAAACGCUCGAAAACUCUCGCUAUUGCGAAGCGGAGAAAGCUCAUUCUGGACCUUAAAGAGCAGCUAUUGCAAGCUCGAGAAGGCGUGUUGGAAGGUGAGGCUCUCCGAACCUGGCUGAAGAAAUUGCAGCAAGAGUUCACUUUGCGAAUGGUGGCACUUGAUGCAGAAGUCGACACAGCAGACGACGACGAGAUGGAUGUGGAUGAAAGUCGGGAUAUCCAGCCGUCAGUAUCUCUUGACCUUGAUCCCGGGCCGGUUCCUACUACAGAAUCCGAGCCCAUGACAAAUCUUACAGCACCAUCCGCCCACCUCUCCGCUCCUUCCUCGCAGUUGGAGAAGUCCGAGAAGUCCCCAUCAAUUCCGUGGUCAUCAUCCGUAGUGGAAUGUUAGACUGUUGCCUCUGAGAAAUCAGAAGCAUCGGCUUUGAAAAAUCCGCAAAAAUUUCUGUUUGAAGAGGAUGGAACUCCCCUCGAGUUUUAAUGAUGUGGCCACGCGCGUAUCUUUAUAGGAUGCUAUUUUCACGUAUUAGCCUCGAUAGAUAUAUUGUGCAGUAAUCAGGUAUUGACGAACCUUUCCCCCAAUUAUCGGUUGUUAAUUUGAAUUCACAAAGAGUAUGCACUAUACUUACAUCUUACCAAUUUAUGUUCACUUAUCUGUGCAUUUCUCUGAUAAUCAUCAUAUAGCAUGUAUGGCGACAAAUAUUUUAGAUUGCAUGUAUGUAACUACGCAGCAGCUUCCCGGAAAAAUAGCCUGAAAUGACCAAAUGAAAAUCUCCUGAGCUUCCUCGAGUAGGGGUGAACUUCGAACCGCACCGCAGUAUGGAGGUGUAGAGGCGGCUGUUCGACACUUGAGUGUACACUUGGAAUUUAGCCGAAGCUUUCAAUACCGAGCUCAAAUAAUUU
Messenger RNA from Blastomyces dermatitidis ER-3, 3322 nucleotides. RefSeq names its product DNA mismatch repair protein MSH4. Gene Ontology annotation, molecular function: ATP binding; ATP-dependent DNA damage sensor activity; mismatched DNA binding. Lineage: Eukaryota; Fungi; Ascomycota; Eurotiomycetes; Onygenales; Ajellomycetaceae. Gene Ontology annotation, cellular component: nucleus. Gene Ontology annotation, biological process: reciprocal meiotic recombination; mismatch repair. The record is from RefSeq and is a predicted model, not a curated record. Bases 132 to 2810 code for a protein of 892 amino acids. The transcript has 7 exons.